Molecule: messenger RNA, 444 nt
Organism: Macrosiphum euphorbiae (potato aphid)
Lineage: Eukaryota; Metazoa; Arthropoda; Insecta; Hemiptera; Aphididae
Source: the annotation of a GenBank genome assembly
AUGCGUCAUAAGCAAGAUAAUUCUAGUGGGUGGUACAUGAUUUACUUUACUUACAAUAAUAUUGCUGUUACCAGAGGAUAUAAAAAGUUUACUACAUACACAGAUCAACAAUUAAACGAAUGUAAGGAAACUUCAAUAUAUAGAAUAUGUAAAACACCACAACCUAUACAGGAUAACAACGAACGCCAACCAUGCGAAGUGCAAAACUUCAUAAAAUCUGACACAUAUUCUAAUCCUGAGUUAUGUACGGUAAAGAAAAUUAAUUUAAAGAGAAGCAUAUAUCAAAAAUUGCAAAAUAAAAAUACAUGGAUUCAUGCAGGAAAAGAAACACUAACAAUAAGUUGCACCAACCUAAUAGAUCCAUUCAUAACAGAAACAAAUGAAGCAGGAGAAAUAACUAUAAAAGACAUCAGUUGCCAAGUAUUUGCACGGGACGCAUAUUAG